Molecule: messenger RNA, 5700 nt
Organism: Lachancea dasiensis
Lineage: Eukaryota; Fungi; Ascomycota; Saccharomycetes; Saccharomycetales; Saccharomycetaceae
Source: the annotation of a GenBank genome assembly
AUGUCUCACAACGACCCGAACAACUACUACGACCAGCAGGGCCACGAUCAGUCCCAGCAGCAACACCCUCAAGAGUAUGCGUCUGAUCCGUACCAAAGUUAUGGCCAACAGCCACAAUACGACGAGUACGGACAGCCCAUCUAUGCUCAGGAUCAGUAUGAUCCAGAGGCUGCUGCCCACUACGACCCUAACGCUGCGGAGUAUUACGCCCAACAGGGCUACGACCCCGAAGGCAUGGAUUAUGGCCAAGGAAAUGGCUACUACGAACAACCCCGUGGCAUGGGCCAAGACCCGGAAAACUUCUCAGAUUUCAGCUACGGCCCACCAGCAGUUCCAGGCUACGAAGGCUACGGGACUCCCAGCGCUGGCCAGUACACACCAUCGCAAAUGAGCUAUGGUGAACCCAGAUCCUCGGGGGCAUCUACCCCGAUCUAUGGGGGUGAAGGAUUCGAUUCGUCGGCGAUCGCCAUGGCUUUGCCUAACGAGCCCUAUCCAGCAUGGACGGCUGACAACCAGUCUCCGGUCACCAUCGAACAAAUUGAAGACGUCUUCAUUGACAUGGCCAACAGAUUCGGUUUCCAAAGAGACUCCAUGAGAAACAUGUUUGAUCACUUCAUGGUUCUCUUGGAUAGUAGGGCUUCCAGAAUGUCUCCUCAACAAGCCUUGCUAUCUUUGCACGCCGACUACAUUGGUGGCGACACUUCUAACUAUAAGAAAUGGUAUUUCGCCGCCCAGCUGGACAUGGACGAUGAAGUGGGCUUCCGUAACAUGAACUUGGGUAAGCUAUCAAGAAAGGCAAGAAAGGCCAAGAAGAAGAACAAGAAGGCCAUGAAGGAGGCUGAAAAUGACGGAGCCGAAGGUACUGAAGCCAUGUUGAAUCAGCUCGAAGGUGACAACUCGUUGGAGGCAGCUGAUUUCAGAUGGAAGGCAAAAAUGAACAAGCUCUCUCCAAUCGAGAUGGUUCGUCACAUCGCUCUAUACCUUUUGAUCUGGGGUGAGGCUAAUCAAGUCAGAUUCACCUCAGAAUGCUUGUGUUUUCUUUACAAGUGCGCCUCCGACUACUUGGACUCUCCACUAUGUCAACAACGCGCCGAGCCAAUGCCAGAGGGUGAUUACUUAAACAGGGUUAUUACUCCACUAUAUCUAUACAUCAGAGCCCAAGUCUAUGAGGUGAUUGACGGUCGUUUCGUGAAGCGUGAAAAAGACCACAACAAGGUUAUUGGCUACGAUGACGUUAAUCAACUCUUCUGGUACCCUGAAGGUAUUGCCAAGAUUAUCUUUGAAGACGGUACUCGACUUAUUGACUUGCCUCCCGAAGAGCGUUACCUAAGGCUAGGUGAAGUUUGCUGGGACGAUGUUUUCUUCAAAACCUACAAAGAGACCCGUUCAUGGUUCCAUAUGGUCACCAACUUCAACCGUAUCUGGAUUAUCCACGGUUGUAUCUACUGGAUGUAUGCUGCCUACAACGCCCCUACCCUAUACACCAAAAAUUAUCAACAAUUGGUUAACAAUCAACCUUUAGCUGCUUACAGAUGGGCUUCAGCUGCUUUGGCUGGUACUCUUGCAUGUAUCAUCCAGCUUGUAGCCACCAUUGCUGAGUGGUUUUUCGUUCCUAGAAAGUGGGCUGGUGCUCAACAUUUAUCUCGUCGUUUCUGGUUUUUGAUCCUCAUUACGGUUGUCAACCUGGGCCCUAUCGCCUUUGUAUUCGCCUAUGACCAACUAGAUGUGUACUCAAGAGCUGCACAUAUCGUUGCUGCUGUCAUGUUCUUCGUUGCUGUGGCUACUAUUAUCUUUUUCUCAGUUAUGCCUUUGGGCGGCUUGUUCACAUCGUACAUGAAGAAGUCGACAAGACGUUAUGUGGCCUCUCAAACGUUCACAGCGUCAUUUGCACCAUUGGCUGGGCUAGAGAUGUGGAUGUCUUACUUAUUAUGGGUUACUGUGUUUGCCGCCAAAUUUGCGGAAUCAUACUACUUUUUGAUUCUUUCUUUGAGAGAUCCUAUUAGAGUUUUGACAACCACAAAGAUGAGAUGUACGGGUGAGUAUUGGUUUAAGGCCAAACUAUGUUCUAUUCAGCCACAAAUAGCUUUGGGUUUGAUGAUUGCCACAGAUUUCAUUUUGUUCUUCUUGGAUACUUUCAUGUGGUACGUCAUUUGCAACAUGGUUUACUCUAUUGGAAGAUCAUUCUACUUAGGUAUUUCCAUUCUCACACCUUGGAGAAACAUUUUCACUAGGCUGCCUAAGAGAAUAUACUCGAAGAUUUUGGCCACCACGGAUAUGGAAAUAAAGUAUAAACCAAAGGUGCUGAUAUCUCAAGUUUGGAAUGCCAUCGUCAUCUCCAUGUACAGAGAACAUUUGUUGGCUAUUGAUCAUGUCCAGAAGUUGCUAUAUCACCAAGUUCCUUCUGAAAUUGAGGGUAAGAGGACACUAAGGGCCCCGACCUUUUUUGUAUCUCAGGAUGACAACAACUUCGAAACCGAGUUUUUCCCUAGGGACUCUGAGGCUGAACGUCGUAUCUCAUUUUUCGCUCAAUCUCUUGCCACUCCAAUUCCCGAGCCUCUGCCUGUUGAUAACAUGCCUACCUUCACUGUUUUGACUCCCCACUACUCCGAAAGAAUUUUGCUAUCUCUGAGAGAAAUUAUUCGUGAAGAUGAUCAAUUUUCGAGAGUUACUUUGCUAGAGUAUUUGAAGCAAUUACACCCUGUCGAAUGGGAUUGUUUUGUUAAGGAUACUAAGAUUUUGGCCGAGGAAACUGCUGCGUAUGAGGGAACCACUGAGGAUAUUGAAAAAGAAGGCGAGGGCGGCAUUAAAUCACAAAUCGAUGACUUGCCAUUCUACUGUAUUGGAUUCAAGUCUGCUGCUCCGGAAUACACCCUUCGUACUAGAAUUUGGGCCUCUCUGAGAUCUCAAACUCUUUAUCGUACUGUGUCUGGUUUCAUGAACUACGCUAGAGCAAUUAAGUUGCUCUACAGAGUCGAAAACCCUGAAAUUGUACAAAUGUUUGGAGGUAACGCUGAGGGUUUGGAGAGAGAAUUGGAAAAAAUGGCUAGAAGAAAAUUCAAAUUUUUGGUCUCCAUGCAAAGACUGGCUAAGUUUAAGCCUCAUGAGCUUGAGAACGCCGAGUUCUUGCUAAGAGCUUAUCCAGAUUUGCAGAUUGCAUACCUGGACGAAGAACCUCCUUUGAAUGAAGGCGAAGAACCAAGAAUUUACUCCGCGUUGAUCGAUGGCCACUGCGAGUUGUUACCAAAUGGUCGCAGACGUCCUAAAUUCAGAGUUCAAUUGUCUGGUAAUCCAAUUUUGGGUGAUGGUAAAUCCGAUAAUCAAAACCAUGCUAUGAUCUUUUACAGAGGUGAGUACUUGCAGUUGAUUGACGCCAACCAAGACAACUAUUUGGAAGAAUGCCUGAAGAUCAGAUCUGUCCUUGCCGAAUUUGAAGAACUGAAUGUCGAACAAAUUAAUCCUUAUGCUCCUGGCUUGAAAUACGAAGACCAAUCCACCAAUUACCCUGUUGCCAUUGUUGGUGCUAGAGAAUAUAUUUUCUCUGAAAACUCUGGUGUUUUGGGUGACGUUGCCGCUGGUAAGGAACAGACUUUCGGUACCUUGUUUGCCCGUACUUUGGCUCAAAUCGGUGGUAAAUUGCAUUAUGGUCACCCUGAUUUCGUUAACGCGACUUACAUGACCACCAGAGGUGGUGUUUCUAAAGCUCAGAAGGGUCUACAUUUGAACGAAGAUAUUUACGCCGGUAUGAAUGCUCUCUUACGUGGUGGUCGUAUCAAGCACUGUGAGUACUACCAAUGUGGUAAGGGUAGAGAUUUAGGUUUCGGAACCAUUUUGAAUUUCACAACCAAGAUUGGUGCUGGUAUGGGUGAACAAAUGCUUUCCCGUGAAUACUACUACUUGGGUACCCAAUUGCCAUUGGAUCGUUUCCUGUCUUUCUACUACGCUCACCCUGGUUUCCACUUGAAUAACUUGUUUAUUCAAUUAUCUGUUCAGCUGUUCAUGUUAACAAUGAUGAACUUAAACGCCUUGGCUCACGAAUCUAUUCUUUGUGACUACGACAGAAAUAAGCCUAUAACUGAUGUUUUGCAUCCAAUCGGAUGUUACAACUUCUCUCCCGCCAUUGAUUGGAUUAGACGUUACACCUUAUCCAUUUUUAUCGUUUUCUUCAUUUCUUUCAUCCCUAUUAUUGUUCAAGAACUGAUUGAACGUGGUAUUUGGAAGGCGACCCAAAGAUUCUUCAGACAUAUCAUUUCUCUAUCGCCUAUGUUUGAAGUAUUUGCUGGUCAGAUUUAUUCCUCUUCUUUACUGACUGAUUUAACGGUCGGUGGUGCUCGUUACAUUUCUACGGGUCGUGGUUUUGCAACUUCUCGUAUUCCAUUCUCCAUUUUGUACUCAAGAUUCGCAGGCUCUGCCAUUUACAUGGGUGCAAGAUGUAUGCUGAUAUUACUGAUGGGAUCUGUUGCUUACUGGCAAGCACCUUUACUGUGGUUUUGGGCCUCCUUGACUGCCUUGAUGUUUUCUCCAUUCAUCUUUAAUCCCCACCAGUUCUCUUGGCAAGAUUUCUUCUUGGACUACCGCGACUACAUUAGAUGGUUGUCCAGAGGUAACAACAAAUACCACAGAAACUCUUGGAUUGGUUAUGUCAGGAUGUCUAGGUCUCGGAUAACCGGUUUCAAACGCAAGUUGACGGGCGAUGAAUCCGAAAAGUCAGCUGGUGAUGCCGCGAAGGCUCACAAAACCAACAUGAUUUUGGCUGAUAUCAUUCCUUGUGCCAUUUACGCCGCAGGUUGCUUUGUUGCCUUCACUUUCAUCAAUGCACAAACUGGUGUUAAGGACGCAGAUCUUGUCAACUCGACAUUGCGUAUUGUCAUCUGCACUUUGGCUCCAAUCGCCGUUAACAUGGGUGUUCUAUUUGUUUGCAUGGGUCUCUCUUGUUGCUCGGGUCCACUCUUCGGAUUAUGUUGUAAAAAGACUGGCUCUGCGAUGGCUGGAUUUGCUCAUGGUGUUGCUGUCAUUGUGCACAUCAUCUUUUUCAUUGUCAUGUGGGUCUUAGAGAGCUUUAACUUUGCCAGAAUGUUGGCUGGUGUCGUUACCUGCUUGUACAUUCAGAGGCUGAUCUUCAAGAUCAUCACCAUCUUCAUGUUGACUCGUGAAUUUAAGAAUGAUCACGCGAAUACCGCCUUCUGGACUGGUAAGUGGUACGGAACUGGAUUUGGUUAUAUGGCUUGGACCCAACCGGCCAGAGAAUUCUUGGCCAAGGUCGUUGAGCUGUCGCAUUUUGCAGGUGACUUUAUGUUGGGUCAUUUCAUUUUAUUCUGUCAACUACCACUGCUCUGCAUCCCAUACAUUGACAAGUUCCACUCUAUUAUGCUGUUCUGGUUGAAGCCAUCUCGUCAAAUCCGUCCUCCAAUUUAUUCUUUGAAGCAAACUCGUUUGCGUAAGCGGAUGGUGAGAAAAUACUGCACUCUAUACUUUUUGGUUCUGAUUUGCUUCGUGGCCUGCAUUGUGGGUCCAGCGGUUGCCUCCAAGUUCAUUUCUGGUAAUUUCGGUACCAACUUGAAUGAUAACAUUGGCCAGCCUAUGUUGCAAAAUCUUGUUCAACCUAGAAAUCAGAGCCACGACGACACUGGUUCCAGCUUGCAAACCAGAAGCCACUGGUAUUACAGCACUCCUUCGUUGUCAACCUUUUCCACCAAGCCUUGA